AGCGAAACAGGAAGAAUGAUGAUGAAUACGUUGAAACGCAAAAGACAAGCGCAAAAGCUACCCUCAAUCCAGAAAGAACGAAUUAAGAGGCCAGAGAGAGACAAAAAGAGGACACCUUUUGCAAUUAAUGGCGCACCCUUGGAUAUUCUGAUCUCUCUCUCUCUCUCUCUCUCUCUCUCUGCGCGAUGGGAGCCUGUUGCUCCAAGCUCACCAUCUGCUGGUGGCACUCUCACCUCGAACCCUCCCUCCUCGAAUCCCCUACUCUCGAGAAGGGGGGCAAAAAUGACCGAAGCUCGUUAGCACCUAGCUUGAUCUGUGAGCUGAGUUUAAAGGAUCUUAAAGCUGCGACGAACGGAUUUUCGACGUACAACAUUGUAUCAGAGCAUGGGGACAGAGCCCCAAACCUUGUUUACAAAGGGAAACUUGAUGGUAACAAUGACCGGCAGAUUGCAGUUAAGCGCUUCCACAAGACUGCGUGGCCUGAUUCUCGUCAAUUUAUUGAGGAAGCAAGAUCCGUCGGAAAUUUGAGAAGCGAGCGGUUAGCGAAUCUGAUCGGGUACUGCUGUGAAGGAGAUGAGAGAUUGCUUGUUGCAGAGUUUAUGCCCAAUGGAACACUCGCGAAGCAUCUCUUCCACUGGGAUACACAGCCAAUAAAAUGGGCAAUGAGGUUGAGGGUGGCCUUGUACUUGGUUCAAGCUUUGGAAUAUUGCAGAAGUAAAGGGCGGGCCAUGUAUCAUGAUCUCAACGCCUACCGAGUCUUGUUUGACAAGGAUGGCAAUCCUAGGCUCUCUUGCUUUGGCCUCAUGAAAAACAGCAGAGACGGCAAGAGUUAUAGUACAAACUUGGCUUUCACUCCUCCAGAGUACCUGAGAACAGGAAGAGUGACGGCAGAAAGUGUGGUUUACAGCUUCGGAACCCUGCUGAUAGAUCUCUUGAGUGGCAAACAUAUUCCUCCGAGCCAUGCACUUGACCUGAUUCGUAUCAAGAAUUUCUGGACACUGAUGGAUUCUAGUUUGGAGGGUCAUUUUUCAAAGGAUGAUGCAAUGGAGUUGAUGCGGUUAGCUUCCCGUUGUUUGCAGAAUGAAGCUCGCGAGAGGCCAAACUCUAAGUCCCUCAUCACAGUUCUUAUGCAUCUACAGAAAGAAACUGAGGUUCCGUCGUAUGUUUUGAUGAGUAUUCCAGAUGGUACUCAAUCCACAAAACCGCCAUUGCCUCUGACACCAAUGGGUGAAGCUUGCUUCAGGAUGGAUCUUACUUCCAUACAUAAAAUACUGGAGAAGAUUGGCUACAAGGAUGAUGAGGGGAUUGCCAGUGAGCUUUCUUUUCAAAUGUGGACAAAUCAAAUGCAAGAGACAUUGAACUGUAAGCAGAAAGGAGAUUCUGCUUUUCGAGCCAAGGACUUCGCAACUGCUGUUGAUUGUUACACUCAAUUCAUCGAUGGUGGAACCAUUGUAUACCCGAGCGUGUUUGCUAGGCGCUGCUUGUCUUACUUGAUGAAUGAUAUGCCACAAGAAGCCCUUGCAGAUGCUAUGAAAGCCCAGAUGGUUUUCCCCGAGUGGCCCACCGCCUCUUACCUUCAGGCAGCCACCCUCUUCAGCCUUGGGAUGGAUUCGGAUGCCCAAGAAUGUCUCAACGAUGGCACAAAUUUAGAAGCCAACAGGAACAAAACUUGAAUAUAUAGAGAAUUUAUUCCCUUUUCCUCCAUUUCUUCUGAUCUUUUUGCUUUACCUUCCUUGUAUCUAUAAUCUAUCUCAAGUUUUUUUUUCUUUUGACAUUUUAGUCUUUCUAUCCAUCAAAGGAUAUUUAUUGUUGGCCUUGUUUA
Molecule: messenger RNA, 1822 nt
Organism: Rhododendron vialii
Lineage: Eukaryota; Viridiplantae; Streptophyta; Magnoliopsida; Ericales; Ericaceae
Product: serine/threonine-protein kinase BSK5-like
Exons: 10
Coding region: 186-1673 (495 amino acids)
Biological process (GO): brassinosteroid mediated signaling pathway; protein phosphorylation
Molecular function (GO): protein binding; ATP binding; protein kinase activity
Source: RefSeq, a predicted model, not a curated record